Messenger RNA from Pleuronectes platessa (European plaice), 1175 nucleotides. RefSeq names its product jumonji domain containing 7 (gene jmjd7). The transcript is spliced from 10 exons. The record is from RefSeq and is a predicted model, not a curated record. Bases 109 to 1044 code for a protein of 311 amino acids. Lineage: Eukaryota; Metazoa; Chordata; Actinopteri; Pleuronectiformes; Pleuronectidae. Gene Ontology annotation, molecular function: 2-oxoglutarate-dependent dioxygenase activity.
ACAGAGGAGUAAUGCGCAUGCGCACAGGAUGUAAACACGGCAGCAUGGCAGCGCGAGGAAAAGACAGGAUAUUGAAGAUAAAGACUCCAGAGCAGGUUUUAUGAACUAAUGGAGUCGGUGAAGAAACAUCUGAGCGAGUUUUCACUGGAGGCUCAUGAUCUGUAUCUGAGCCAAUCAGUUCCGUACCUGGAGCAGCCACCUGAUCCGCUGCACUUCUACCGCGACUGGAUUGGUCCAAACAAACCCUGCAUCAUCCGCAAUGCUGUCAGCCAUUGGCCGGCUCUGUCCAGGUGGACGCCAGAGUACCUGAGGGAGAAGGUGGGGUCAAAGGUCAUCAGUGUGGCGGUGACUCCGAAUGGUUACGCGGACGCAGUGAGCGGUGAUCGAUUCGUGAUGCCUGAAGAGAGACAGAUGACUUUCUCUGCUGUUCUCGACAUCAUAGAGGGGAAGGGGGAGCACUCCGGUGUGUUCUACGUUCAGAAGCAGUGCUCGAACCUGCUGGAGGAGCUGCCGGAGCUCGGGGCCGACGUGGAGCCUCACGUCCCCUGGAUGAGCGCCGCGCUCGGAAAGUUACCUGAUGCUGUGAACUUCUGGUUCGGAGAAGAGAACGCCGUCACCUCCAUGCACAAAGAUCACUAUGAGAAUCUCUACUGUGUGAUCUCUGGAGAGAAGAACUUCAUCCUGCUGCCGCCCACUGACCGACCCUCCAUCCCUUAUGGUGUUUACCAGCCGGCGGUUUAUCACCAAGGAGACGACGGCGAGUUCGAGGUCAUCGAUCAGAGCGACUCGGAGAAGGUCCCAUGGAUCCCACUGGACCCUCUGGACCCGGACCUGGAGCGGUACCCUCAGUACCGCAGGGCUCGGCCGGUCCGCUGCUGCGUGAAGGCCGGAGAGAUGCUGUACCUGCCGUCGCUGUGGUUCCACCACGUCCGGCAGUCACACGGCUGCAUCGCAGUGAACUUCUGGUACGACAUGGAGUACGACAUCAAGUACAACUACUUCCACCUGCUGGAGACGCUGUGUGAGGUCACAGGGGGGACGUGACAUCACAACAGCUGCAUGAUGUCACAUUGAUGACAACACAGGUUUAGUGUCAAAAUGAAACGUAGUGAAAUAAUGAAAAUGAGCUGGUUGUGGUGCUGCAGCUAAUUGAUGAUUAAAAUCACAACAUGAAA